CCCACGCAUCUCUUAUUUCGACCAUAUACCAAUUUGCCCAUAAGGACCCCCUUCUCUCUCCAAAAAAAUUAAAGUUCAACUCUUUUGGGAUUUUAUUGAGAAAGAAAAAUAGCAGCAACCACAAAACUUCCAGCUCCCAACUCACAACCAUAACUUAACAGGAAAUAUUUAUUCGGGUUAUAAACAUCUAGUAUAUGGUCUGCUUGCCAUUUUGAACACUCGACCAUAAUUUCCUUCAACAUGUCUUCCAUUCUACCUCAAAACCAUGCCAUUACAUCCUCACAACGAGUCCUUUCAGGGACAUCUGAUAAAAUUGGAACGAUACAGAAAAGAUACUCACAGCAAUUGAAGACCAAUAUUUCUCGUCAAUUUCCCCUAUUUGCACGAGUCUAUUGUGUCUCUUCCUCCACCACCACCAAAACACCGCCCCUCACAGAGCCAUUAAUCCUUCAGCCACAACCGGCGAAUUAUGAGCCACCCACUCCCAUCAAUAAAACUAGCACUAAUACUGCUACAGCCACCAGUAGCACAAGAAAUGUACUCAAUGACCCAAGUUUGCAAUCCACAUGGGCUCAUCGAGCAUGGAUGGCGAGCGGGUGCACCACCGUGCUAAUUUCUUUAGCCAAGUCUGCAACAGGGGCCAUCGACUCACAAAUGUGGGCCGGACCCAUUGUAGCAGGCUGCAUAGGCUACGUGCUAUCCGACUUAGCUUCUGGCAUCUACCACUGGGGAAUUGACAAUUACGGUAGUGCCAAAACUCCAGUAUUCGGAAGCCAAAUUGACGCAUUCCAGGGCCACCAUAAAUGGCCCUGGACUAUAACCAGGCGUGAAUUCGCUAACAAUCUGCACGCCCUCGCUCGUGCAGUGACUUUCUCUGUACUUCCAAUUGACCUUCUUUGCAAUAAUUCAGUGGUUCUUGGCUUUGUUGGUGUAUUUUCUGGUUGCAUUAUGUUUAGCCAGCAAUUUCAUUCUUGGGCACAUGGCACAAAAAGUAAACUUCCUCCUCUAGUGGUUGCACUACAAGAUGCUGGAAUACUUGUGUCGAGAUCACAACACGCCGCGCACCAUCGUCCACCUUAUAACAACAAUUACUGUAUUGUUAGUGGAGCUUGGAAUGAGUAUUUGGAUAGAUCUAAGGUUUUUGAGUUACUGGAGAUGAUUUUCUUCUUUAAAUUCGGAGUGCGACCGCGGUCCUGGAGUGAACCUGAUUCAGAAUGGACUGAAGAGAAUGAGACACAAUCGCUGCCUGCUUCUAAUUGAAUUCAAUUGUCUCUAUACAAGAAUGUUUUAUUUUUCAUCUACGGUCUAUGUACAAGAAUGGUACAUGAUUAUAUUGUUGUUUUAAAAAUUUAUUGUACAGGCUGUGAUGAGCUACAUCAGUUAAUAUUACAUUUUCAGUUGAAAAUUCAUAAAUAUUUUCGGAGUA
This is a messenger RNA of Nicotiana tabacum (common tobacco), 1426 nucleotides long. Its product is annotated as fatty acid desaturase 4-like 1, chloroplastic. The record is from RefSeq and is a predicted model, not a curated record. NCBI's taxonomy places the organism in Eukaryota, Viridiplantae, Streptophyta, Magnoliopsida, Solanales, Solanaceae.